GUUAAUUUGUUUGCAAUUUGUAUCAUUCAUCAAUGCCGAUAAUAAUGAUAAUUCAGGUGAUGAUGAUGAUGAUAAAUUACAACCAAUAACGAUGCCAUCGGUACCACCUGUUUAUAUUCGUGGACCAUCAUUAGAUCAAUAUAUUAAUACAAUAUUACCAAUCGAUUAUGAUCGUCAAAAACGGCCAUUAAAUCCAUAUACAAUCGAUACAAUAACCAAUGUAUCAAUAUCAUUAUUUGUUAAUGAAUUAAGAGGUGUUGGUGAUGUACAACAAAACUAUGAAAUUGAUGUUACACUUACACUUGAAUGGUAUGAACCAAGGAUACUUGCCGAUCAAAUUGAUCGUCAACUAACAAUUAACGAUGAAUUUCUUAUUCAAAAAUUCUGGCUACCCGAUUUAUUCAUUGUAAAUGCACAAUCAAUAUCGAUAAUUCAUUCGGUAAAUCCUAUACAAAAAUUAAUUAUUACCGAACGUGGACAAAUAUAUUAUGUACGACGAUUAGAUGCACAGCUACAAUGUUCAAUUAAUUUGGAAAAAUAUCCACAUGAUCAUAAUUAUUGUGAUAUACGUUUUUCUACCAUAUUACAUAAUACCAGCGAAAUAUUUAUUUGGAUAAAAGAUUUUAAUGUUUAUCAGGAUGAAUAUCCACAUUUUCGUGUACGUGAAUGGUAUACAUGGGAUUCAUGUGCAUCAUAUAAUUAUCCAAUACAGGAAAAUCCAUGCAUUGUUGGAACAAUAAAAUUUGUUCGUCAUCUUAGUUAUUAUGUAAUACGUUAUUAUUUAUUGGAUUUUCUUGCUGUUUGGGUUAGUUUUUUAAGUUUUUGGAUUCCGGUUAAUAUGUGGCCAGCAAGAAUUGCUCUAACAGUUGUACCAUUAUUGAAUCUAAUUACACAAGAUAUAUCGGUAAAUAAUGAAAUACAAUGUAAUUAUGUAACAUCAUUCCAUUGGUGGAUGAUGUGGAUACAGGGUAUUGUUUGGGCCGAUAUAGCUGAAUAUGCAACAGCAAUGGCAUGGUCACAUUUUAUUGCUGAUAAAAAAAAUCAUCAUAAAAAAUGGAAAGAACAACAGGAUCAGAUUGCAGCCGGUAACAUUGCCACAAUAACCAAUCCAUUAAAACCAUAUGUUGAUGGUUAUUAUUUUGGUAAUGAUGGUUGGUAUAAAAAAUGUGGUGAAUUUUUUGAUAAAAUGUUAUUCUAUUUUUAUGGUGAAGUUGAUUAUCAACGUGAUCCAUAUGUUCGUAAUAAGAUUGAUUAUUUAGCAAGAAUUUUUUUCCCAUUUUUAUUUACAAUGUUUUGUAUGAUUUAUUCAUUAGCAACAGCCGCACCAUGGGCUGGCAAUUAUGACUAGACAGAAAAA
This is a messenger RNA of Dermatophagoides pteronyssinus (European house dust mite), 1357 nucleotides long. RefSeq names its product glutamate-gated chloride channel-like. Gene Ontology annotation, biological process: monoatomic ion transmembrane transport. Gene Ontology annotation, cellular component: membrane. Gene Ontology annotation, molecular function: extracellular ligand-gated monoatomic ion channel activity; transmembrane signaling receptor activity. Lineage: Eukaryota; Metazoa; Arthropoda; Arachnida; Sarcoptiformes; Pyroglyphidae. The record is from RefSeq and is a predicted model, not a curated record.